Messenger RNA from Populus euphratica (Euphrates poplar), 713 nucleotides. RefSeq lists its product as uncharacterized. The coding region runs from base 174 to 578 and encodes 134 amino acids. The record is from RefSeq and is a predicted model, not a curated record. The transcript has 6 exons. NCBI's taxonomy places the organism in Eukaryota, Viridiplantae, Streptophyta, Magnoliopsida, Malpighiales, Salicaceae.
AACAGUAUUUUAUUCUCACUAGCAAUGGCUGCUUCUCUUCACCCAAGCAACGUACGCCUUUUAUCACCGUUUCACUCCUACUUCGUAUAAACAUCGAAAUUUGAACUUUUACCUGCGCUUUCCGUCUUCAUUUUCCUGUAGUUUUAGGGUUUUAACUCACCGAGGCAGCGGGCAUGGAGUUUGCUCCUCCUCGAGUAUUAGUAAAGCGAGUAAUGCUAAUAAUACGGAGACAGACAAGUGAGAAGGUUGCUGUUCAACAAGAGAAAGAGAACGACAACGAACGUCCUCCUUUUGAUAUCAAUCUCGCUGUCGUUCUUGCUGGUUUCGCUUUCGAAGCCUAUACCAGUCCCCCUAAAAAUGUAGGGAAGUGGGAGGCUGAUGCUGCAGGUUGUAAGAUUGUGCAUCUCUCAGAGGAAGAAGCAAUCCUUAUGUGGUUAUGGAACUGGAUGGACAGGUUGUCAAAAGCAAGGUCAAAUGGGGGAAAAAGGAGCCAACUUGGGACAAGGACUUCACUAUUAACGUUAAGCUGCCUCUGGCCAAAAAUCUUCAGGUUGCAGCUUGGGAUGCAAACCUUGUAACUCCACAUAAGCGCAUGGAUAACACAGGCAUUAGUCUGGAAUGAUUAUGUGACGGAAACUUGCACGAGGUGCUGAUCAAUCUGGAAGGGAUGGGCGGUGGAUGGGUGGCGGUUGCAGUUAGAGGUAAGUUCUUGC